Homarus americanus (American lobster) is the source of this 4879-nucleotide messenger RNA. RefSeq names its product delta-like protein B. The record is from RefSeq and is a predicted model, not a curated record. Bases 147 to 2570 code for a protein of 807 amino acids. Gene Ontology annotation, biological process: cell communication; heterophilic cell-cell adhesion; establishment or maintenance of epithelial cell apical/basal polarity. The transcript has 7 exons. Gene Ontology annotation, cellular component: protein-containing complex; plasma membrane. NCBI's taxonomy places the organism in Eukaryota, Metazoa, Arthropoda, Malacostraca, Decapoda, Nephropidae. Gene Ontology annotation, molecular function: calcium ion binding.
GUGGUGGGCGGAGCUUGAGGCCGGCGAGCGGUGGGGGAACGUUUGCCUGCCUCGUCAGUCUGUCACGAUCUGUAGCACGUAGAGGGUGUGCCGUGCGCUGUCCUUCGCACCAGUAACACGCUCCUCGUCACUCUUAUCAGCCAGCCAUGCGGUGGCUAACACAACCUGUGGUCAUCGCACUGGCCAUGGUCACCAUCUCGACAUGUAUAUCAAAGACCUCCGCCAACGCCGUGUUUGAGCUAAGACUCAACAAGUUUGUGAACCAGUAUGGACGGGACACAGAGGGUCACUGUUGUAACGGGUACAGAGACUCAGAGGGACAGUGUAGUGGUACUUGUAGAACCAAGUUCCGUGUGUGUCUUAAAGUGUACCAGGAGGUGAUCGACCCAAAGUCCCCAUGUACUUUUGGGGAGGCAGUGACGCCCAUCUUGGGCGAGAACGAAGUGGAUUUCUCAAAAGCCGACUUGGAUGGAUUUGUGAAUCCUGUGAGAUUUCAGUUGGCGUCGUGGCAGGGAACCUUUUCACUGAUCAUAGAAGCUUGGCAUGAACACCCCAACGGCACAGCCUCGUAUGUCGGUCCUGCCCUCAUCACCCGCCUCAUGACCCAGCGAUGGUUGGACCUGGGCGAGGACUGGACGGGCGACGACCACCGCACCGCACACGCCUCCCUCAGCUACGAGUACCGGGUCAUCUGCCAGGAGCACUAUUACGGCGAAGGCUGCCGCAAAUGGUGUAAACCGCGCAAUGACAACUUCGGUCAUUACGUGUGUAACGACACCGGCUACCUGGUGUGUCUGGAGGGAUGGCAGGGUACCCACGACUACUGCAUCACUCCCAUCUGCCGGGCUGGCUGUCACCCGACCACUGGCCACUGUGAGCAACCCAACGAGUGCAAAUGUCAUAAUGGAUGGAAGGGUCCUAACUGUGACCAAUGCGAGAAGUACCCUGGCUGUCUUCACGGGUCGUGUGAGAAACCUUGGCAGUGCGCCUGUGACGAGGGCUGGGGCGGCCUCUUCUGCAACCAGGACCUUAACUUCUGCACCAACCAUCGUCCCUGUAAGAACGGCGCUACAUGUCUAAAUACGGCGCCCGGAUCAUACUCGUGCCAGUGCCCACCUGGCUUCUCUGGCACUAACUGUGAGAUAAUCAACGACACGUGUGCCACCACCCCGUGUCGUAAUGGUGGCACUUGUCUCGACACUGGAGAUGACAACUUUGUCUGCCAGUGUCCGUCUGGCUACACUGGCCAGUACUGUGAGAUCUCGGGCCAGUCUUGUGCUGACCGACCCUGUAUGCACGGUGCCACCUGCUCCGACACUCCCACGGGCUACCAGUGCCUAUGCCACGCGGGCUUCGAGGGCACCAACUGUGAACGACCCGUCAACGAGUGUGCCUCAGACCCCUGUCUCAACGGUGGUUCUUGUGUGGACGAGCACGACAGCUACCAGUGCGUGUGUCCCGUAGGCUACAGCGGCACUCGUUGCCAGACUGACAUAGACGACUGUGCUCACCGACCUUGUCUUAACGGUGGCACCUGUGUGGACGGUGUUGACUCCUACGUGUGUCGGUGUGUGCCGGGCUUCCUGGGGACGCUCUGCCAGACCAAUGUGGACGACUGUCGCACUCAACCUUGUGCUAAUGGCGGUACUUGUGUCGAUCGUGUCAAUGAUUUCCAGUGUCAGUGUAAGCCAGGCUGGGGCGGCCGACAGUGUACUGACAGUGUGCCGGUGCCGCCCUCGCCCUGUGCCUCGUCUCCCUGCAACAAUGGUGGCCACUGUGUGGAGGCGCUGGAACUGGCCGUGGGAUACAGGUGCUCGUGCCCUCGCGGUGUGGGAGGACCUCGCUGCUCCAUCGUCACCUCCAAGACUUCUCCACACACAGACAAGGUUGUGGAGCCGAUGUCCCCGGCCCAGGUGGUGCUCAUAGUGGUGUUCAGCACAGCCGUGCCGGUGCUGGUGGUGGUGUCCGUGUUAGCCAUCGUGUGCAUGAAGCGCAAGCGGAGGUGUGAUCGCGCCCGCCAGGAUGAAGAAGCUCGGCGCCAGAAUGAACAGAACAUGGUGCACAAUGCUGUGAAUGCCGUCAACAACAAGUGUCUGGAGGACCACAUGAUCUUCAAUUCAUUAGACUACCCAGCCAAGCCUCUCAACACCCAGUCUCAGGGGCACCACCAGCCCCACCACCACCAGGAGACCGAUUACAAGAACAUGGUAGUGGAGAACACGUACAGCAUCGUCCCCACCAGGAGCACCAAGACCCUCAACACGGACGUCUCGAGACUCUCCCUGGCAGAUCGCUUGGAGAAGGACCUGGACGCCCUCACCUGCCGCGGGACGCCGACCUCAGAGUUCAACGCGCCCUGCAAGGUGUUGCCUGAGACACACCUGCCCCGCACCCAUAGUCACAGCGAUGUGUACAUGAAGAGAGGCGGGGUUAGUGGGAGCUGUGACAUACACACUUCCACCAACACGCUAACCUCCACCUGCUCCCCCUCCACCUGCACCACCCCCUCCAGCGUCUUCGUCAUAGAGGAACACUAUGACGACGACAACUACAUCGCCACGCAAGUGUAGUAGUGCCAAGGUGUCAUAGAAAAACGUUUAAUAAAGUAAACUUGUGCUAGUGAGGCCAAAAACGACUUUAUAUUACAAUUAAUAGUAUUAUUUUUGUUCGCCUUCCACUGUGAAAAGUUUCCGUCUUUCUCUACCACGUGUUGAAAGUUUUCUGUCUCGCUGAAGAAGUGUCGCCUCACUUCGUUAGUCCUCAACACAUCCAAAGAUGUUUUAAUUUAGAUUUUCUUGCAAAUGUGUUAUUUAUUUAUUGUUAAAAUAAAUGAUUUUUAUACGCUGUAAGUUGUGGUAUGUGGUACAAAGUGGGUUAUUUGUAGUGCCUUCCGUGUGAGCAGUGAACAGUGCGUGUGGCAGGUGUACAGCAGCCUUCCGUGUGAGCAGUGAACAGUGUGUGUGGCAGGUGUACAGCAGCCUUCCAUGUGAGCAGUGAAUAGUGUGUGUGUGGCAGGUGUGCAACAGCCUUCCGUGUGAGCAGUGAACAGUGCGUUUGGCAGGUGUACAGCAGCCUUCCAUGUGAUAAGUGAAACAGUGUGUGUGGCAGGUGUACAGCAGCCUUCCAUGUGAACGGUGUGUGUGUUGAACACAGUGGCAGGUGUACAGCAGCUUAGUACUGACGUCACCAAGUCAGUCACGUGGUCUGUUGGCAGUGGCGCCCCGUGAGGAAGAGGUCGCUGUGUAAGGUGGCUGGUGGCGCCCUUCAGGUGGUCACCUGCUGUCUGUUCCACACCACCUGGAUACUCCACACCACCUGGAUACUCCACACCACCUGGAUACUCCACACCACCUGGAUACUUCACACCACCUGGAUACUCCACACCACCUGGAUACUCCACACCACCUGAAUACUCCACACCACCUGGAUGCUCCACACCACCUGGAUGGGACAGUUUCAAAUUCUUAACCUUAACUUCUGUAGAAAAAAAAUGACAUUUUUCAGUUGUUUGUGACCAAGAAUGUUUUUAUUCGGUUGAUUUCUAUUAGAAUUUUGUAUUUUUGACAUUUGUGAGUAACAUGAAACUGUCUUAAGGUGGUCAGUCUACGACCUGUGUCAGUCACCACCAGUCAACUCACUGUUCACACUCUCCCUUGUAUGUAUCCCCCAGUGUUCCUAUGUUCAGUUGUUCUACCACACCAAUUUAUGAUAUUUGUAUUGUCAAUUUUCUUUUUCAAAUACAGUUAAUUAGUUGUGAUGGCCCGGCCCGUCUCUGUGACCAGUAUCCAUUUAAUUUGGGAAAAACAGUUUACUUGGUGUUUGUGUAAAAUAGUUGAUGGCCAGAUACUGAAGCUGUGUACUGUAGGUGUAGAGGCUGUCCUCAUGAGCCGCACUGUAGACCUGUCCCAACAACUACGGUUAUCUACGUUACUUUUAAAUAUGUAGGUAUCAUAUUGUUGUUCUCAUUACUAACUACGACUGUUAUUAAUACACAUAAUGUCGUAGUUAUUAUCACGACUAUGACUUAUUAAUACACACAGGUCGUAGUUACUAUCACGACUAAUUACGACUGUUAUUAAUACACACAAGGUCGUAGUUACUAUCACGACUAACUACGACUUAUUAAUACACACAAGGUCGUAGUUACUAUCACGACUAACUAUGACUGUUAUUAAUACACACAGGUCGUAGCAAUUAUCACGACUAUGACUUAUUAAUACACACAGGUCGUAGUUACUAUCACGACUAAUUACGACUGUUAUUAAUACACACAAGGUCGUAGUUACUAUCACGACUAACUACGACUGUUAUUAAUACACACAAGGUCGUAGUUACUAUCACGACUAACUACGACUGUUAUUAAUACACACAAGGUCGUAGUUACUAUCACGACUAACUACGACUGUUAUUUGUACACAAGGUCGUAGUUACUAUCACGACUAACUACGACUUAUUAAUACACAUAAUGUCGUAGUUAUUAUCACGACUAUGACUUAUUAAUACACACAGGUCGUAGUUACUAUCACGACUAACUACGACUGUUAUUAAUACACACAAGGUCGUAGUUACUAUCAUUACUACCAAAAGAGAAGCUUAUGAAGUGUGGCGGACAGUAUGUGUGUAAUAAUAAUAAUAACGCUUUGUACUGCUGUUUGUGUUGAUGUACCAUUGUGUAGUGAACACUCUAGGUUGGUCGCCCACGGCAGAGAACACGUCUCAAAUGUACUGGUUUAAUUUUUAUUUAUUUUUUUUUCUGUACAUUUUGUCAAGUUUUUACUAAAUGUACAUUGGACGAUUGAAGAGUAUUUAAAAUGUGUAUAUAUAAUGUAUAUAUAUAAACUGACCUCACAAGGGAAUAAAGCUACACAUAUUUUUUCAA